CGUUUUGAUACAGUAGCUUCCACUCUGCAAGCUCACCCUUGUCUCUUGCUCUGCCUAUCCGGGCACGAGGGCCGUCCACCCGUGAUCCCACAAUACCUCUAUGGGCAUUUGGGAUUAUAUGUUUAAACUUUCACACUUGCAAAGAAAUAGUCAGAUAAACCAAGAAAGGCAGCAACCCCAGUGACGAGCAGCUGAAAGCAUGAAGCUGUUUCCAGCCACAGCCGAAUGACGUUGAGUUUGCUAAGGCUCAAGAGUGUGCCGCUGUGUGUCUCUCCCUUGUGACUAUUCUUGGUGGUAUGUCCUCAUGAUAUGUUGUGUUUGGAUUCCCUGACAACUACAGGCUACGAGACACCUUGCAACGUGACGCCUAGAAGGGACCACGAGAGGGACUUGGAACUAGACAAGAAGAUUGAGGCUCUCCGCAGGAAGAAUGAGGCUCUAAUGAAAAGAUACAAGGAGGUGGAAGAGGACAAGAAAAGAGCAGAAGAAGAUGGAAUGGCCCUCCUAAGCCGUAAGGGAAAAGCUGAUGAUCUCACGAUAACAGUAAACAAGUCCACCAGUGAAAGCCGAGUAGUGGUGACCAAGUCUUUCAACACUACCUCACCUGUUGCGAAAGUACAAUUGGAAAUAGGAGCAGGCUUCGGGAAGGAAAUUAGUCUGCAGGCAUCUGGCAAUGUUGGCAGAGGGCACAAGAAGAAGCUAAUUGUUACCAUGGCUGGUAAAAAGGGCAAGAGAGUGGUGUGUGAGAAAGUUGAGAAGAUGCCAGACCCUACAUGUUUGUCAGAUGUCAAGAGCCCGGCUGAUGAGGAACAAGCUGGCGGGGUCGAGGCAGCAGGGAAACCAAAGCAAGCAAGUCACAUGACCAAGUUGGACAAUACAGCACAGGAGCUGGAAAUCACAGACCUUAACAUCCCCACUUCGAAGGAGGAGCAGGAGGAAUACCUGCAAUGGAAAAAAGAGCGCGAGAAGAUUGACAAGGAGAGAGUAGCACGUCACAAAAACGCCAAGGGACAGUGGAGGCGGGCGUGGGACAUUGACAAAACAGAGAACAUGUUUUUAGACAAAUCCGUACCUGACAGAGAUUGGGUGCCUCCACCUAGAGGAGGACGAAGCCCCAGAAGAGUACAGCAUCGGUCUGGUGCUGACCCAGGAGGUCAUGAGAAGCGAGGCAAAGACAAGUCAACAAAAAACCUACAAGUAAUGGGCAGUAACGCAAAAGGCAAAGAUCGUCUGACUGGGAGGGCUAGAAGAUGGCAAGAUCAAGUAGAAGUAGAAGGUGAUAAUUUACAGACUUCAGAUGUACCAUCUGAAGAAUUCCUGGAGAAAUUUGAUGCACUUACAGACGCUGAAGAAGAAGAGCAGAGAGAUCAGGACUCAAAAACAAGGUUGCUCAGUCCAGAUAUAUUAAAUCCAUGUGAAAUAGAGAGUGGAUCCAAAAGUUCAUCCACAUUGAGAGCAGACACUUCAGUCCAGAACAAAGCAGAUGCCUCACCCCAUAGGACUUCAGAGAAGAAAGUGCGAUUCUCACAGGAGCUCAUCCAGGGGGCUCACACAAAGCAAAUCACAGGCUCUCAGGAUUCCGCUAGCAGCUCCGAAUCAAGUCAAACGUGCUUCGUAAAGGCUUCCUUGCAGAAAAAAAAUCAGCAUGAAGUGCCCCGACAGUUUCUGGAAAGUGCCAAGGAGGAUGAAGAGAGUCAUUGGCAGCAGCAGGCUUCUGAAAGUGAAUGUACUAAAAAAGACAUCAGUGCUCCCACAGCGGCUUGUGGUCCUCUUGCUGAGAAGGUCUGUGCUUCUCCACUGGACUGCUCUGUCCAGUCUGUGGACCUUGCCAACAUAAACACAGAUGAACCUAAUGAUCCGUGUGUAUGUGUCUUGAGCCUGGAAUCGGGGGAGUCACACCCGGAACUCUUUAGCUGCACCGACAAGGCAAGAGAACAUUAAUAUUUUCAGGAUGCAUAUGAUGAAAGACUCGAAUAUGGAUGCUUGAUGGAGAUGUGAUUUCAAGCCUUGCAGUUUGAGGAAGCUAUUUGAUCCAACAUUGUGGUGUAUUGCUGCAUCCGAACACUUAAUGAAAUACAAAAGGAUCCGUGGUGAUACAUCAUUUAAUGUUAGUGUGCAACUUGAGUGCAAUACCACUGAAUGUUUACAUGUGUUCUUGUAUUCACGUAUAUUAGUUUGAUAUAUUGGAGUUUGGCCUUAAAAAGAAAGAUCUGAUAUGGCCCCUUUCACAUUCACCUGAAGCACCGUUUGAAUCACAAGAUUUAAGCGGGCAGGCCUUGUAUGUGAAAGCAACUUCACGGGUCGACUGACACGGACAUUUAACGGGUCGCAUUUUAGUAUAAUGUACGAGACUUUCCUGGGACGAGGCGUAUGUGAAAGUAAGCGUUAAAUUCCCGGGUCACAGCACGAUGUCUGAUGACGUAAAUAUCAUGGCAGGCCGAUCGUCACUUCCUUUUUCUUCGCAGUAAGACGAAAAGCUGUAAAGAAACAUUGCAAUUCUCAACAAAGCAAGCUGGAAAUGGCUAAAUUAAAGUGAAAACAUAACAAAAUUAAACUGCUACAGGAUCAUAGAGUCGAGGAAAAGAGUCCAUCGUCCAUCUUUGGAAAUGUGUGGUUUAUUUUGUGGCUGAUAUUAGGGUCCGGAACUGCGGAAACAAGGUUGUACCGCAAAGCAAAAAACAACGGAGGGAUGUCUUCAAGGGUUUAUUACCGGUAAAUAAAACAAAAAUACACAGGAUCGCAGAAAACGGGCAAUUACACAAUGGGUCCGUGACAGUAGAUCGAUAGGGAUGAAUAAUACUAACCUAAGCAGUAGGCAGAGAGCCGAUAAGACAAAAAAACAAAUACACUCAAAUACCAGCACAACGUAGGGCAUUUCAAAACGAGGGCGGCGGACGAACAAGUUAGCAAAUGCACAAAAUUCCGAGAGUACAAGGUGUCGAAUGGCACCCAGCAAGUUAAUAUCUCGGCACCCUUCUCAUGGAUCGCCUGGCCUGAAAUACAGUCUAGAUGAGCUUGAAUUGGCUGCAGUUACGACGUCGGGAACGCUCCCACAACCGGCUCUGUAACAAAACACAAUUUGACCAACAUUGUGACAGCCGUUGCUGACCAAAAAUCACGUAAUGUCCAGGUUUUAAAAUCCAGCCAGCAGCCCUCCCCGCACAGAGAGCGCCAGUGGGCAACACAGGACAAAUCUGUGAAAGUUUCCAACGCGCGUCAUUCCCGGGAUAUCUCUACAUGCAUGAAAGCAAUGACGCGAGUAAAUCCCGUGUCACCUUACACAGGAGUUUACCGGGAUAUGUUUGUGAAAGGGGCUAUAAUUGUAUUCAUGUAGUGCCUGAUUUGACCCUUAGGCUACAAUCAUGGGGGAUUGGUAUUGGUAAAAAAACAUGAAGCAAAGAUUUUAUUUUUUUAAGCAAUAUAGUAGGUUUAUAAACUACCACAAGCCAAAUUUGAACAUGCUACUAAGACUGAGUGUGCAAUUAUGUGUGUACACCUGACUUAAAAAUGUAAAGCUCAGCUCAACACAUUGAAAGGUUCCUAUAUUUUAAGUUAAAAAAUUUACAAGUUAACGUCAGCAACAUAAUUAGUCACUUUACGGCUGCGUAUAAUAUUUUUAUGCACUUGAAAACAAAUGGAAAUUUGCACAUGUGUAGUUUUGAUAGCAGCGGUAUGAAAUAUAUCUGCCAUGCCUUCAAAACUAAGAUUUUUGCACUUCUGGUUUGUUUGUAUGGCAUUUAAACAGAAGUUUGUGUAUAGGACUGUUGAUUUUGUCCACUGAGGCAUUGAGGCACAUCUGGGAGGGAAACACUUGGGAUGUUGAAAAUAAAUCAAGAAUGCGCAUGAGGGUUUGUCAGUAGUUAAAACACAGAUGCAACCACAGCUGCCCUUUCAUGCUCUUUUCAUAGCCCAUUUUGGAGGGAAAAACGUUCUAUUUGAUAAGCAGUCUGAGAAUGUUGUUGUGCCUUGUAUUUGGACAUUGUCAAAUAUAAUUGACAAUUGUCAUCGACCCAGACUUGUAUUUCAACUUUCUUUAAAUGUGUGUGUUUUCAAAUGUCUUUUUGUUGAACUGUGAGUCCAAAUCAAAUAAUACACAGCCUUGUCUUGUGUGCCGAUUUGAUUUGGGGAGAAUGCUGUAGUUUAGUAAAACUGUUAUGUAACCAAGUACAGUAGUUAACUGACACACUACAGGGUUCUUACAGCUUCAACUGUGGUUACAUAAAAAAAGGUUUGAAGCAGAUACGCACUGGGGAAGAAUGCAUUUAAAGCCUAUGUAUAAAUAAUGAUUGAAAAAUAAAGCUAAAAUAUUGUUCUAGUUUUA
Corythoichthys intestinalis (scribbled pipefish) is the source of this 4321-nucleotide messenger RNA. Its product is annotated as coiled-coil domain-containing protein 9. The transcript has 13 exons. The record is from RefSeq and is a predicted model, not a curated record. Bases 310 to 1941 code for a protein of 543 amino acids. Lineage: Eukaryota; Metazoa; Chordata; Actinopteri; Syngnathiformes; Syngnathidae.